AUGGGUUCCAUUCCAACCCACAAGCGACCCAACUUUCUCGUCAUCGUCGCCGAUGACCUGGGCUACAGUGACCUUGGAUGCUUUGGCUCUGAGAUAGCGACUCCAAAUCUCGACCACCUCUCGCAGACUGGUGUGCGACUGACCAAUUUCCAUACGGCUUCAGCAUGCUCUCCAACUAGGAGCAUGCUGUUCUCUGGAACGGACAACCACAUUGCAGGCCUGGGCCAGAUGACCGAGCACAUGGCGAGGUUUAUGGAUAAGUACAAAAACAGGCCUGGCUAUGAGGGAUACCUCAACUUCCGCGUUGCUGCGCUUAGUGAGAUUCUCCAAGAUGCUGGUUAUCAUACAAUUAUGUCUGGAAAAUGGCACCUCGGAACGACGAACGAGACAUCCCCUCACGGGAGGGGGUUUGACAACAGUUAUGUCUUCUUAUCAGGCUGCUGUAAUCACUACAACUAUGAACCACAACUCGACGACCCAGCUCACGGGUUCUUCACACCCAUGAACGCCGGCAAGUUCUGGAUGCAAGACGACAGAUUCUUAGAUCGGAAAAACCCAAAAGAUAUCCCCGACGAAUUUUACUCGACAACUACCUUUUCCGAAAAAUUGAUUGAUUUCCUAAAAGAUCGCAAAGACACUGAACAGCCAUUCUUUGCGUAUCUACCUUUCACUGCACCUCAUUGGCCUCUGCAGGCGCCGCGCGAGACAAUCGAGAAAUAUAGGGGUAUCUACGACGAUGGACCAGCAGCCUUGCGCAAACGAAGGUUGGCGAAUCUCGUCAAACUGGGACUCAUCUCUGAAGACACAGAACCAGCACCCGUGACAGUCGAACUUUGGGAUAAGAUGUCACCCAUGGAGAAGGCUGAGUCGGCGAGGAAAAUGGAAGUCUAUGCCGCUAUGGUAGAUCUCAUAGACGUCAAUGUCGGCCGCGUGGUAGACUAUCUCGACUCUAUUGAUGAGUUAGACAACACCUUUGUCCUCUUCAUGUCAGACAACGGAGCCGAAGGGGCUAUGCUCGAAGCUGUUCCCAUGAUGGGCAGUGUUGGAAGUGUCCCAAAGAUCAUCAACAAAUACUACGAUAACUCGAUUGAUAACAUGGGAAUGGCAGACUCAUAUAUCUGGUAUGGUCCUGAAUGGGCAUGCGCGUCAAUGGCGCCCUCUAGAGGUUUCAAAACUUGGAUCACUGAAGGCGGUAUUAGAUGUCCAUGCCUUGUUCGAUAUCCUCCUUUCUCCAAGGCUGGCGGAUCGCACACCGACUCAUUCUGUACGGUCAUGGAUAUUCUACCGACAGUCCUUGACUUGGCGGGCAUCCCCUUACCAGGAAGCAAAUUCCGAGGCAGAGAAGUAUUCCCCGUGAGGGGAUCCUCAUGGGUGUUACAUCUUGAAGACCAAUCUCCAGCUUUUCAUGACGAGGAAAAGGAGAUCACUGGUUGGGAGCUGUUCGGUCUUCGAGCCAUCAGGGAGGGUCACUGGAAGGCUUUGUACAUGACCGCACCAAGGGGAAAAGACAAAUGGGAGCUGUACAACUUGAAGAACGAUCCAGGCGAGUUGCACGAUCUCGCUGACAGCAACCCAGAUAUUAUGGACCGCCUGAUUAAUUUAUGGGAGAUCUACUAUUCAGAAACAGGAAUGUUUGACCCAGGGCAUGAAUUCGGUGUCACCAAGAUCUAG
This is a messenger RNA of Fusarium musae, 1671 nucleotides long. RefSeq lists its product as uncharacterized. The transcript is spliced from 2 exons. Bases 1 to 1671 code for a protein of 556 amino acids. The record is from RefSeq and is a predicted model, not a curated record. Gene Ontology annotation, molecular function: arylsulfatase activity. Lineage: Eukaryota; Fungi; Ascomycota; Sordariomycetes; Hypocreales; Nectriaceae.